Aphanomyces astaci is the source of this 1638-nucleotide messenger RNA. RefSeq lists its product as hypothetical. The transcript is spliced from 13 exons. The coding region runs from base 1 to 1572 and encodes 523 amino acids. Lineage: Eukaryota; Oomycota; Saprolegniomycetes; Saprolegniales; Verrucalvaceae. The record is from RefSeq and is a predicted model, not a curated record. Gene Ontology annotation, molecular function: protein binding.
AUGCCGCCAAAGUGGGUGUGGACAUGCAUCCCGCCGUCAAAUGUGUCUCCGCUGUGGAACAUUGAGCCUAGCGCGACCAAGGACAUCACGUCGUUUUCAGUCAAAUUCAAGCAACUCGUGUCGUUCGCGGCGUUGCAGUUGACAACGGAUGCACCCAGUGGACAAGACCUACGUUUAGGCACAACAGCCUUGCCAUUCCCGCUAACGUCCGUUGUCGUUGUGGAUGGCUCCAUCAACCGCAUGCGCAGCCUGGAUGGCAUCCUAGUGUUUUCCAACGUCCGGGAGCUUCGCCUGUCUUUAAACCAGCUGUCCACCCUGCCGCCCCUAAACCACCUCGUGCACUUGCGUCUGUUGUAUCUGGGAAACAACUACCUCACGAGCUUGACGUGGCUGUGGCACCCCAACACGCUAACGCACUUGGACGUGACUGGAAACAAUAUUGCUAGCUUGGCGGGUGUCGACGCGUGCCGGUCGUGUCUGCAUGUCCUCAACGUGAGCGAGAACAAGCUCGUGUCGUUGGAUGGCGUUCAGCAUUUGCUGCAGUUGCGCGAGUUGUGGGGCCAUGUGAAUGAACUCCAAGACGACAGCAGCUUCGUGCAUGUAUUGCCCCUUUGCCACUUGCGCGUGCUGUCGCUGGGGCAAAAUCGCCUGUCGAAUUUGGACACGGUGGCCAGCGUGGUGCUGGGCCUGCCAAACCUAGACGACGUGAGCUUUGUCAACAACCCCGUGGCCGACUGCGACCUGUACCGCAUGCGCCUAUGUCAACACCCUAGGUUGCGAGUCCUGGACCACAAAACGAUCACCACCGCCAUGCGACAGAGUUUCACGCGCAUGCGCAACACCCAGGACGUCGAGGCGUUGGUGGAGCAGACGACGCUUGGGUACCUCGCGCACGUGGACAUGCAAAAGCACGUGUUGGACCAAGGCAUUCGCUUUCACCGCGCUAGGGAGCAACGCAUGACGGACGCGUUCACCCAGUACAAGCACAACAUGGAGCGGGAACUGGACGACUGUGUGCACUUUGCCCAUGUCUUGUCAACGGCCCAAGCUCGGUCGGCGGGGUACUUGAUGUCGAAUGCAGGGCUAGAAGAAUGGAAACGCCAGCUGCAGACGCUCCACAUUCCACCACUAGACGACGCUACAGCGGCGACUGCCCUCGAGCCGCAUGCGUGGCGACGUGUCAAACAUGUCGAGAUGGAUCAUCGCCAAGCGUUGAAUCAACAACGAGGAAACCAUGACGUGGCAUCACCACACUCGUCAACUCAGAUGGCACGAUGGGAACAAAGUCGUCGGGUCGAAGCUGCGUUAGCGUUGGCCAGUAAACUCAACGUGGGCGACGCUGCACCCAAGAUGCGACCGAUUCUUGAUUGUUUGCAAACCACACACGAAGCGUAUGUCGUUGAAAAGGAACGUUUGGCGCGAACGAUCCAACGCACGUGGCGACGACAUCACCACAGUGUCAACACAAACCAGAAUGCGAUACAGACCGUCGACUCUGUCGCAGCGGCAGCCGUGAAAGCCACGUCCAACAAGUUUCGAUUUUGGCGAAGGUCGACGAAGGCACGACGAUGACAUAAAAGGACAUGCGCAAUACAGUUAAUCAACACUGUACAUAAACAGAUGCAUACUGUAGCCCCA